ACGAGACUAGGUGUAAGCUCAAACCCUCCUCUUCACUUCCACGCCUCUCCUCUCUUUACACACUUCGCUACCUCCCACUCCCUCAUCAUGUCUUCUGGUGGUGGCGGGGGAGGGGAUCAAGGCCGUCAUGGCGUCUACCACCAGCAUGGCCACGGCCAACUCACCCGCAACGAUGGCGCCGGUGGCUACGAGUUCAGCAACGACGACAUGGAGAGCUUCUUCUUCAACCAGCCUGAGGGCGUCGUCGGUGGUGUGCGCGCCGACGAGAUCGAGCCGUACUCGAGCCUCACGAGCUACCUGCAGGGCUUCUUGGACCCCACCGGGCUAGCUCGGCAUCUCGACGUGCCGGCCAAGCACGAGCUGUCGGUCGACGUUAGGACCCAUGACCAAGACAGCCAGGGCACCGGCAGCGCUGCUGGCGAAAGCGCUCCGCUGCUAACACCCAACUCAUCCGUAUCUUUCUCGUCCGGAGGCGGGGACGGCGAGGGGAAGUCUCACCGGAGCAAGAAGGGUCGGGCGCAGGAGGCGGAUAACCAGGAGGAUGGGGAAAGUUCCAAGAAAGCGAAUAACAAACCCAAAAAGAAAGCCGAGAAGAGGCCGCGUCUUCCCCGCGUCUCCUUCCUCACCAAGAGCGAGGUCGAUCACCUCGAGGACGGCUACCGCUGGCGCAAAUACGGCCAGAAGGCCGUCAAGAACAGCCCUUACCCAAGGAGCUACUAUCGGUGCACGACGCCAAAGUGCGGGGUGAAGAAGCGGGUGGAGCGGUCGUACCAGGACCCGUCGACGGUGAUCACCACGUACGAAGGGCAGCACACGCACCACAGCCCCGCCAGCUUCCGGGGAACCUCAGCGCACCUCUUCAUGCCCCCCGGCGUCCACGGGCUCCCGCCGCCACACCUCAUGCCGCCGGGGGUGUUCCACCCGGAGCUGAUGAGCAUGAUGCGCAUGCCGUACCCCAGCCCUAACAUGCACCUGCCGAGUGUGCCACCGCCUCCCCAUCAUCAUCCAAUGGCGGGAACUCCUCUCCAGCAGCACCAUUUCACUGACUACGCGCUAUUGCAAGACCUCUUCCCUUCCACAAUGCCCAACAACCCAUGAUUAAUUAACUCCUUCGGACAUACUUAAUUAAUUAGCUAGUUAGCCUAGUAGUAGAUAUGCAUGUAUGAUGCUUUCCAGAUGCCGGACUUGCGCCAUAUGUGAUCGCCAGGGGUACCCUUGAGCUUGGUCUAUGCAUGGUGCGGUCCUGUUAUUAAUUGUUAAUUUGAUGCAAACUUUUAAUCUUGAACUUGUGCCUACAUUGCUUUAAUCCUCUUCCGUUUGUCUUCCACGGGCAAAUUGGAUGAGUUGAUGAAGCUGGUCUAAUAACUAGAACAGUUGCAACUUAAUUUAUAUAGCUCGUACCGUGGACUUCUUGUACAUGUACUAGUAGUGCAUAUGUGUACCUCAUUGACUCCUUCGGUGAGAGGAAUAUUUCAUUUCACUUU
Molecule: messenger RNA, 1484 nt
Organism: Hordeum vulgare subsp. vulgare (domesticated barley)
Lineage: Eukaryota; Viridiplantae; Streptophyta; Magnoliopsida; Poales; Poaceae
Product: WRKY transcription factor 71-like
Exons: 3
Coding region: 88-1098 (336 amino acids)
Biological process (GO): regulation of DNA-templated transcription
Molecular function (GO): sequence-specific DNA binding; DNA-binding transcription factor activity
Source: RefSeq, a predicted model, not a curated record